Molecule: messenger RNA, 876 nt
Organism: Acanthocheilonema viteae
Lineage: Eukaryota; Metazoa; Nematoda; Chromadorea; Rhabditida; Onchocercidae
Source: the annotation of a GenBank genome assembly
AUGUUGUCCGUCACCUUUUUCAUAUUUGCUAUCUGCGAUGCAGUAUGGAUUGGUGAAGAGUACUGGACAACGGUCAGCAGUGAUGGUUCUUUGCUUGGCGAUCGAACCAUCAAAGACUUCCUGAUAUUUCACACUGCUCAUCUCAAAGUACCUAUGAGGAAAGCAUACGUCGCAUUUUGGGUAAUGUAUGAUGAACUUGGCCACUAUGAAACAUUUGGACAUGCAUAUUUGGUUCAAAAUGGAGUUUGUGCUCGCUUUGUGGAUCGUUAUCACAAGGCCAAAACGAUCUGCGGAGGUUUUCGUGUGCUUUCCAGAAGUAACAACAAUGGAAAUUUGGCAUUUAAAUUUGUGCAGGCUGGACAAGCUAACGUUCAUGAAGCAUUGGAAUAUCGAGGUAAACAGGCAGCCAAGAUCAUAAGUUGGACAAAGAAUGAAGUGUGGUACGGUAAUGCUUGCAUGAGGGAAGCAUUUGCCGAAGGUAUCGAUUAUGAAAAUAAAUAUUUCAAGAUAUCAUAUGUUAACGAUCCCUUCUCCUAUCAACAAAAUGUGUAUAUUCUCGUAAGCUGCAAUCCGGAUGAUCCGGAAGCCGGAAAGUCGCAAUACUAUGCAUAUUAUCAUGUUCCAGAAAAAGAAAAAGGUCGCAGUGAGCUAUUGCGGUUUGAUCAACAACAUCAGCGAACAUUACGUCAUAAACAACAGCUAAAUGAACAACAAAUUAAACGAGAACUACAAAACCGUGAAAAUGAAGGACAGUUUAGAUAUGAAUUGCGUCGGUAUCAGCAAAGAUAUCAAUUGGCAAACGAACGGCAACAAUUCUCGAUGGAUGAUGAACCCGACGAAAAAUGGAAAUUUUAUCAACACUCCCGACGACUUUAA